AUGGACACGAGACCCAAUCGUCAACAAUCCGAAGAGAAUCCUAUCAUCAUUCCAGAUGAAGCGCUCCCGGAGGUUAAAGCAGGCAUACCGCAAUGCUACUGGUGUAACCUAUUCGGACAUAUGCAGCCUCUCUGUCCAUCUAGACAGGCGAAGCUAGCCCGGACUGCUCGACCGUACAGGGAUUGGCGACGUGUGGUGGGGUGCAGAACCCUUUAUAGUAUCAACGUCUUGUGGCCAUCACCGCCACCCCCAGAGGUGGCGCCGAUCCAAAUUGAUCUAACUCAGAACGUUGCUGCCCUUGAGCAAGAUGACACUACUACCGCUGAGACCAAUGGCGAAGUACUCGUCAUACAUACUGUUGUUGACGAAGUUCAAGUACCAGAUUUGUUGGUAGGUAAACUGAGCCUUAUUCAAUUCAAUCCAUCCAGCGUGAGGAGCACCGGGCCUAAUGGCGACACAGAAGUAGUGGGCUCUAACUUUGAGAUUACCCAAGUUGAAGGCACACCUGCCUACGUCGAGGUCGAGGCCGCACACGCUAGCUCUGAUAUUCAAGUAACGCCUGUCAUCGAGGAUAUCGUGGAAAAUGUGGUAUUUGGUCAAGCUGAUGCUGAACACCAGUCUUUCAUAUCGCCUUCCACCGCAACACACGAUGGCGAUGGUACAAUAACUCAGGAAGUAUUGAACGAAAUAGUACUAUUUGCAGGAGGACCAGAGGGGGUUGAUGUUAUGAAUUUACACGAGGAUUUUUUUCUUUUGAUCAUGCCACAUCCCAGUCGCAGUGAUAGUUCUAAAGUUGAUGUUCACAACAUGUUGUCACCUGUUGAUCAAACACCUGCGACCAGCGAUCGGUUCGAUUCAGUACCUCCGAUACUUCAAAUUGAAAAGCCAUCAACCGCAGGUGCCGGAGCCAUAGUUGGCGCUGAAGAUGUCGAUGACGACGGGGUUUCUCAGUUCAACACCACGUCAAACACCGAUACAAAGAAUGAUGUGACCAAAGCUUCACUUACGGAAUCUGAACAUUCUUCAGCUGCUGUAGUACCGUCAUCAGCGCGAUCUAAAGCUAAGGUCAGGGCUGUCCGUUAUACGCGUCCCCAGGUUGAAGAGGUGCCAGGUGCAGGCAGCCUGAUGGUUGUAUCUUGGCAAGUUCGCACUCAAUCAUUGAGACCAGAUUAUUCCUCCAGGCGCGCUGCAUUUCUUUACCACUUAAAUGGAUUCUACGGCUACAACGGCGAUUCCGAUCCCAUGAAACCUAUUUACGAGCCAGACCUCACGACCUGGGUGUCUGAAUGCAUUGUAAUUCAUCAAUUAGGUAGAGAGGUUGAUAUCUCGGGCUCAAGGGAUUCAAAUGAAUGGGUUGUCAGGGAAUUACAAGGUGACGGGGUGGACAUGCCCUUUCGGGGAGUAGUCAGGUAUCAUGCCUUCUGGUCAUCCACGGCCACCUCAGGUUCCCCGAGUGUCUUUGUUGCAAACAAUAGGUCUUACUAUUUCGAUAAUAGUGAUCAAAUGGACACACCUUUUAUGUUAUUUAGAGGUGAACAUCCGUGCAACGCAAUCUGCACCGAGCUUCACCUUUCGGCCCUUAAAAUAUGA
Molecule: messenger RNA, 1590 nt
Organism: Melampsora larici-populina 98AG31
Lineage: Eukaryota; Fungi; Basidiomycota; Pucciniomycetes; Pucciniales; Melampsoraceae
Exons: 11
Coding region: 1-1590 (529 amino acids)
Source: RefSeq, a predicted model, not a curated record